UGCGAGUAUAAACUUGGGGGAGAAGAAUCGUGCCCACAUCUCUCUUUCUCGAGCUUUUUAUCUCGCAAGAUCCCAUCUCGUUUGUGUUUGUCGUAUUUGUUCCCUCAAACCCCUUGCCGAUAGUUGAAGUGAUUCAAUCAUGUUUGGGCGUGUUCCAAAGAAGUCUGAUAACAGUAAGUAUUAUGAAGUACUCGGGGUUCCAAAAAGUGCAAAUCAAGAUGAAUUGAAGAAGGCAUAUAAGAAAGCUGCUAUAAAGAAUCAUCCUGAUAAAGGUGGUGACCCUGAUAAGUUUAAGGAGUUGGCUCAUGCUUAUGAAGUUCUUAGUGACCCGGAGAAGAGAGAAAUAUAUGAUCAGUAUGGUGAAGAUGCUCUUAAAGAGGGAAUGGGAGGAGGUGGUCCUUCUCACAACCCAUUUGACAUUUUUGAGUCAUUUUUUGGUGGGGGAGCCUUUGGUGGCAGUGGUAGCUCAAGAGGUAGAAGGCAGAAGCGAGGUGAAGAUGUUGUGCAUCCUCUUAAAGUCUCUCUGGAAGAGUUGUACAAUGGGGCAACAAAAAAACUCUCUCUUUCCAGGAAUGCAAUAUGCAGUAAAUGUAAAGGGAAAGGUUCAAAGAGUGGAGCUUCCUCUAAAUGUAAUGGUUGCCAGGGUCAAGGUAUGAAAAUUACAAGACGGCAGAUCGGGAUUGGUAUGAUCCAACAGAUGCAGCAUGUUUGUCCUGAAUGCAGAGGAUCAGGUGAGGUGAUUAGUGAUCGAGAUAGAUGCCCCCAAUGCAAAGGAAACAAGGUUACUCAGGAAAAAAAGGUACUGGAAGUACACAUUGAGAAAGGAAUGCGCGAUGGUCAGAAAAUUACAUUCGAGGGACAAGCUGAUGAGGCUCCAGACACUGUAACUGGAGACAUUGUUUUUGUGUUGCAACUCAAGAAACACCCCAAAUUUGAAAGGAUGAUGGAUGACCUUCAAGUGGAACACAAUCUCAGUUUGACAGAGGCUUUGUGUGGGUUUCAGUUUGCGCUCACUCACCUUGAUGGCAGGCAGCUCUUAAUUAAAUCAAACCCUGGCGAGGUCAUUAAGCCUGGUCAAUACAAGGCUAUCAAUGAUGAGGGCAUGCCCCACCAUCAGAGACCUUUCAUGAAGGGCAAGCUAAUAGUCCAUUUCAAUGUUAAUUUCCCAGAAUCUGGGGUAUUGUCACCUGAGCAAUGCCGGAAGAUAGAGACUGUAUUGCACAUGAGGCCUAGCAAGCGCUUGACUGAGAUGGAGCUUGAUGACUGUGAAGAGACUACUUUGCAUGAUGUCAAUGCUGAGGAGGUAAAGAGCCGGAAGGAACAACAAGCGCAUAGUCAUAGGCAUCGUGAAGCUUAUGAUGAAGAUGAUGACAACAACUACGAGGAGUCGGGACAAAGAGUGCAAUGUGCCCAACAGUAAGAAAUAUUUGAGCAUUGAAUUGCUUUCCUCUAGUAUUUAUAGCAGCAGCCGGUUAUUGAGAUUUCGCAUUGCUCGAAACUUGUCUGGUAGUGACUGCAACCGGCAUAUAAAUUAGUAUGUUUUCUUUGCGUUCUUUCCAGCAUUUUGUGUUAUUUCAUCACAGUUUGAUUUGAUUUUCACGGAUGUAUCUAUUAUGUUUAGAUGCUAGUUUUGAUUAUAAUAUAUAACUUCCUUUGAGUGUGCCUACCUUCAAA
Molecule: messenger RNA, 1674 nt
Organism: Hibiscus syriacus
Lineage: Eukaryota; Viridiplantae; Streptophyta; Magnoliopsida; Malvales; Malvaceae
Product: dnaJ protein homolog 2-like
Exons: 8
Coding region: 140-1420 (426 amino acids)
Biological process (GO): protein refolding; response to heat
Cellular component (GO): cytoplasm; cytosol
Molecular function (GO): ATP binding; Hsp70 protein binding
Source: RefSeq, a predicted model, not a curated record